AUGGAGGAUGGUGAAAAGGAACAGGUAGCAGAAUUUGUAUAUAGUCUUGCUGUAUGGCGCCUUGAAGGCAAUCAAGGUGUAGAAACUGUGGGGCCAAAACUUAGAUAUGUUUGGGAAAAGUUGCCAUCUCUAGACUUUGGGAAAGUAGUCAUCAAGGGAAUGUUUUGGCCUUUGGGAGUUGCAGAUAUGGUUCUAUUUCUAUCCACACAGACAGCAGGAGUUGUGUUAGGAAUGGGGUUUUAUGACAUUGGUUGGGAAAGAAUGGAACAUGCAACACUUUCAUGCCUCAAGGAACAUGCAAAGCAAGACAUUUUGCCUUCCAAAUCAGAAGCUAAUGUCCAAAACACAACAAACCAUGUUGUAUAUGCACCAACUUCAGCAUCUCCAUUUCUCAGUCCCACAAAAUCCCACCCCAAAGUUGUGUAUCCUUCCCCUGAUGAUCAGGCUCAAGAUGAAUUGCACAGAUGGCCUACUCUUAAUGAGGCCAUAGCAGAAAUCAAGGCAAUAGGGAUGGUAUCAGGUCCAACAGCCAUCACUGGUUUAGUCAUGUAUUCAAGAGCUAUGAUCUCUAUGAUUUUCCUUGGCUAUCUUGGUGAGAUGGAACUAGCCGGAGGAUCUCUCUCUAUUGGUUUUGCCAACAUCACUGGCUACUCUGUGAUCUCUGGAUUAGCCAUGGGGAUGGAGCCAAUUUGUGGACAAGCUUAUGGAGCAAAGCAAUGGAAGCUACUUGGCUUGACACUGCAGAGAACUGUGCUCCUUCUCCUCUCAACAUCCAUCCCCAUCUCAUUCAUGUGGCUCAACAUGAAGAGAAUCCUCUUGUGGUCAGGCCAAGACCACGAAAUAGCAUCAGUGGCACAAACUUUCAUCGUUUUCUCUAUACCUGAUCUAUUCUUGCUCUCGCUUCUCCAUCCUCUAAGAAUCUAUCUCAGGACUCAAAGUAUCACAUUGCCAUUGACAUAUUGCUCAACAAUCUCUGUUCUUCUCCACGUGCCUCUGAAUUUCCUCCUAGUGGUUCAUCUCAAGAUGGGAAUUGCCGGGGUGGCUACGGCAAUGGUGGUGACCAACCUCAACCUCAUUCUCUUCCUCUCGUCUUUUGUCUACUUCUCCGGUGCAUACAAGGCCUCAUGGGUUCCCCCCAGUGUGGACUGCAUCAAGGGGUGGUCCUCAUUGCUAUCACUUGCAGUUCCAACCUGUGUCUCAGUUUGCCUUGAGUGGUGGUGGUAUGAGUUCAUGAUAAUGCUGUGUGGCCUUUUGGCGAAUCCAAAAGCAACCAUUGCUUCAAUGGGAAUCCUUAUCCAAACAACAUCUUUGGUCUAUGUGUUCCCAUCAUCACUCAGCCUUGGUGUUUCCACAAGAAUAGGGAAUGAGCUAGGUGCAAACAACCCUGGAAAAGCAAGAGUUUCAAUGAUAGUGUCACUCUUCUGUGCUGUGGCAUUAGGUCUUGCAGCCAUGCUGUUCACCACCUUGAUGAGGCACCAAUGGGGCAGAUUCUUCACCAAUGAUCAUGAGAUUUUGGAACUCACAUCACUAGUGCUGCCAAUUGCUGGCCUUUGUGAGCUUGGGAACUGCCCACAGACCACAGGCUGUGGAGUCCUAAGGGGCAGUGCAAGACCUACUAUUGGUGCCAACAUCAAUUUGGGCUCAUUUUACUUGGUGGGUAUGCCAGUGGCUAUCCUUCUGGGCUUUGUGGCCAAAAUGGGGUUUGCAGGGCUGUGGCUUGGGUUGCUUGCAGCCCAAGUCUCCUGUGCUGGCAGCAUGCUCUAUGUUCUUUGCAGAACAGAUUGGAAUGUGGAAGUAGAAAGAGCCAAGGAACUCACAAAAAUAACAUCCACAACAACUACCACUUCUUGUUCUGCUGCUUCUGAUUCUAACUUUAAAUUACCUACACUCACCAAAAAAGAGGCUAACAUUAACAAGAAUGCUCAUGCCUGUCUUGAAGAGAUAGUUAUUACUGCUGGUGGUGAUGACCUUACCAAUAUAUCUUCACUUGAAACAGAUCCACUGAUCAUUCCCACCACCAAACACACUCAAGUUUAG
This is a messenger RNA of Sphenostylis stenocarpa, 2037 nucleotides long. The record is from the annotation of a GenBank genome assembly. NCBI's taxonomy places the organism in Eukaryota, Viridiplantae, Streptophyta, Magnoliopsida, Fabales, Fabaceae.